CUGGAGUUUGCUGGAGGACCCGCAAACUGAUAGCAUUAUUUGUUGGAACGGGUUUAUUGAUGAGCAAGAAAUGAAGUGACUGAUGGCUUUUCACCAACUCAACCACUGGAAAAACUCCUGCUGAAAAAUCAACCCACCUCUUCCACAGUGCCCACAGUUACUCCAAUUUGGCCUCCACUAUCCCUGUGAAGCUCUCUGAGACCUUAUCCUGUGUGAAGGCGCUAUAUAAAUGCAAAAUGGCGAAAGCUUUUAUGUCAUGGAUGAAGCAAAGUUUGCAAAACAGAUGCUUCCUAAAUACUUUAAACAUAACAACAUGUCCAGCUUUGUUCGUCAGCUGAAUAUGUAUGGGUUUCGGAAGGUGUUGCAUAUGGAUGGAGGUCUUUUCAAGCACGACAACGAUGGAAUUCUAGAAUUUCAGCAUCCUUUGUUUCAAAGGGGAAAAGAAGACUUGCUGGAAAACAUCAAAAGGAAGGUACCAUCUUCCAGACCAGAGGAUGUGAAAUUCUUUCCCAGUGAUCUGAGUAAAGUUUUGUUGGAUAUUCAGGAAAUGAAAGGAAAGCAAGAAGGCCUAGACAACAUGCUCGUCACCAUGAAGAGAGAAAAUCAGGCCUUGUGGAGAGAAGUGGCUUCCUUACGUCGGAAACAUGCACAGCAACAGAAAUUACUGAGUAAGGUUAUUGACUUUAUUGUCCGCCUAAUGCAAAGUAACUGUCUAGUAGGAGUUAAACGAAAGAGACCAUUUAUGAUCGAUCUGACGGGGUCUCCGUCUGCAAAGCACAAUCGUCAGGCUGCACUGAAGUGUGAAGAAGCUUCUGCAGAGGUUUCAGAGCAUCGCACUGCAAAUAACGAGGAUUGCAUUAACGAUACUGGAUAUAUUGUUGAGAGAAGUCAAGUGGAUCAAUCUCUCCCAUUAUAUUCAGGCACAGAUUUGGUUGGUAGUGAUGCUCCUGUUACCAUGGAUCAAGAAGUUGCUGAUUAUACAAUUUUACAUCAUUUAUUGGAUCAAGAUGCCGCAGAGCCUGAUUGUGAAUCUGCUGCUGGUCAGACGGACACCCAGGCCAACGUCACAGAGGACCCUGUCACCAUCAUCAAAUCCUUUCUGAACGAAAAUGAGAAUAACCUACCUGCACAAAGUGAAAUUGUCCUGGACAGAAGUGAAAUUCAGGAUUUUCUGGACUGCAUCGAUUUGAGCCUAGAAGAGCUCCAAGCACUUUUGUCACAGAAGCAGUACAAUAUUGACAGCGAUUUUAUCAGUGAACUCUUCGGUUCUGAUCUACCUGCUUCAACUGUUGACCUGCCAGAUACUACUCCCAGCACAGCAACUCUUGAAGAGUUAGUUGAAAGCACCAGUAAAUUAGCAGCAUGUGAAGAGGUGGCUAAAAAUGAAAAGGAUCCAAGUGAAGCCAAGCAACUGAUCCAAUAUGUCGGAAACCCAAUACUUACCAAAUUGGAAGAACUAUCUUCAUUUGAAGACAAAUUGACAAUCCCCAAAGAUGUUCCUCAUAUUUCUGAAGAGAAAACCCCAUCCUUUGUUACAUUAGUACAGGAUUCCUCUGUGGCAUCAUCUUCACAGCCAAACGUAGAAGCACCUGUGCCCUUCACGGGACCUUAUGACUUUGAUCUCUCACCGGAAAUCGUGAAUGGAGAUUAUGCUUUACUCCCUUUGUUUGGAUUGACACCGGUUGAACAUCUGGAAAAGGAGAAUGAUGAAGCGACAGGAAUUUCACCCUUGUGAGAAGUUACCAUUUUAAUAAGUACUCAAUGUGGAGUAUUUACAAAAUGACUGAGGACAUGGGCUAUACUUUUGCCUGCUGUAAAACAUUUUUAAAAUAUUUUUCUAGUAUUUUAAGUUGAGUUAGUGGCCUCCUUUCGUGUCGCACAUAAUUGCAAUAUAAUAUCAUGAAAGUAUCACCUGUUUUAAUUUUUCAUCCUACAACACAUUUGUUUUAGAAAAAGUGAGAAUUAUGGUGCAGGCAGCGGUUCCGACUGCCAGCAACGAUGACAGGACAGAACGCAACUGAAUGCUAAAUCGCACAAAGGUCUUGCAAAUAUUAAUACUUGCAGAACCAAAAACAGUCAAAAAAUCUGUGGUAACUGUCUUUUGAAAUGGCAUCACUUCUUUCCAUUGAAAUGAAUGGAAGACUUAACUCACCUGAACAGAAAAUAGUUAUUUUAACAUAGCUCCGAGAAGCUAUCCCGCAUGAAAGGCACUGUAUAAAGGCAAGUUGUUUUCAUUUAUAAUUUGCUGAAAAUGGUAUGACUCCCACCAAAGGCAAUAAUAAUAAUCAUGGACCCUAUAAUGGUAAGCUAUUUGAGGCUAUUUCGGCCACAAAAUACACAGUCACUCCACUUUACAAUAUAUGCUGUGAAG
Callorhinchus milii (elephant shark) is the source of this 2371-nucleotide messenger RNA. Its product is annotated as heat shock factor protein 3. NCBI's taxonomy places the organism in Eukaryota, Metazoa, Chordata, Chondrichthyes, Chimaeriformes, Callorhinchidae. The coding region runs from base 230 to 1735 and encodes 501 amino acids. Gene Ontology annotation, molecular function: sequence-specific DNA binding; DNA-binding transcription factor activity. The transcript is spliced from 14 exons. Gene Ontology annotation, biological process: regulation of DNA-templated transcription. The record is from RefSeq and is a predicted model, not a curated record.